Molecule: messenger RNA, 1692 nt
Organism: Cryptosporidium muris RN66
Lineage: Eukaryota; Apicomplexa; Conoidasida; Eucoccidiorida; Cryptosporidiidae
Exons: 4
Coding region: 1-1692 (563 amino acids)
Biological process (GO): replication-born double-strand break repair via sister chromatid exchange; synaptonemal complex assembly; mitotic sister chromatid cohesion
Cellular component (GO): synaptonemal complex; cohesin complex
Molecular function (GO): chromatin binding; protein binding
Source: RefSeq, a predicted model, not a curated record
AUGGAAUAUAAAAUCUUAAAAUUUGAUACCAAUAUUGGUAGGUUAUGGAUUGCAGGUACAUGUGGAGUAAGUAAAAGACCAUUUAGUAAAAGAAUUAUACAAGAUAUAGAAAUAAUGGGAAAUAUAGAGGAACUGGUAACACUAACAAAUAAAAUGAGUUACCCACUAAGAAUUGCAGCAACUCUUUUGAGAGGGCUAAUGUUAAUAUACGACAAGCAAUGGAUGUAUCUUGAAUCUGAUGCAGACUUAUUAUUUGCAAGAUUUAGAGAACAAUUUGUUUCGUAUAAUAAAACUGAUAAACAGAUAACUGCAAUUAAAAGGAGUAAAAGGGGUAUAAUUGAUAUGAUAUCUAUAGAUUCGUCUAUGAUAUCCUCUUUUGAUACGAGUGAUCAUAAUUUUGAGAAUUCAGGAGAUUUAAUGCUCUCAUUGGAUCCAUCAAAUUUAAUGCUUGAUAUAUACAAAAGCUCUAAAAAUAAAAAUAUUCUGGCAAAAAUAGAGGAUAUAACACUACCACAGAUUUAUGAUGAAAAUAAUAACCAAGUAUUAGCUAAUAUGAAAGAUAACAAUAUUUCGAAAUGGAUGACUGGAAAUGACGAUUUCAUUUUUCAUGAAGAUGAAUUACAAACAAAUAUUCUUGAGAAUGUUGAAAAUAAUAAAAAUAAAAUACUUAGUAUAGAGGAUAAAAAACAAACAGAUAUAAAGGUGGUGAGGGAAAAACAGAAGAGGCAACAAUCAACUUCACAAGGGCCAAAUAAGCGUAUUAGAAGUUUAAGUAAUCUAGAUAUUAAUAUAGCAUAUAAAGAUUUAAUUGAACUUGGAAAAAAUCAGAAAUGUAGUGUUUCAAUAAAUCCGAUUUUUCUAAAGGAGUUUAAAGGAUGGGAUAUAAAUCAAUGGUGGCAUAUUGACACCUUUAAGGUUGAAAAAGAGCAUAAUAUGAUGCUUUUUAGUCAUUUAAAUACAAAAAGUACAAGGCAUAGAGUUUCUACUAUUAAUAUGGAUAGUACUACUGAACCUUACUAUCCAACAAUAGAAAAGCACAGAGGUAGUAUGAAACAAGCAGAUCUAGAAUUAGGUUUUGAAAUAUUUGAUGAAGAUAGUAUGAUAGAUUUUCCUAACCACAUCAAUCGUCAGUCUCGUGGAAGUAUAAAUUCCCUUGAUUUACCAAAUAUAUAUAAUAGUAGGGAGUCAUUUUCAUGUUCAAAUGGAAGGGAAUCUGGAGUUCGUUUAUCAGUUCUUGACACAGGAUCAAGAAGCUUGUCGGUUGACAGUUCCCCAUUUCACCUUGAUUUAGAUGAUACUAGAUUAAGGCACAGGAAUUUAUCAAUCGAAAGUGAUAUGCCAGGAAUAGAUGAAAAUCGUACAAGUACCUGGAGUAGAAGUGGAUUGACAACAAGUAGUGGUACUUACAACUUAAAAACAUAUACUGUCCAGAAAUUCAUAUCAGUAAAACUUAAGGAAGUUAAACAAUUAAAUGAAAUAAAUAAUGGAGAAUUUCAGAGGGAUGAAGAAAUAACUUCAGUAUGUUUUAAAGAAUUGCUACCAUAUCAGGUGACAUCUAGAAAUACUGCUGCUACAUUUUUUUAUCACAUAUUAGUCCUAGCUUCUUACAACGAGUUAAAAUUAUUCCAAAAAUCUCCAGGUUCUGAUAUAGAAAUAAGUAGACCUACAUCCUUCAUUAAUGAAGAUUCCUAA